This is a messenger RNA of Gracilinanus agilis (Agile Gracile Mouse Opossum), 1395 nucleotides long. Its product is annotated as probable E3 ubiquitin-protein ligase TRIML1. The transcript is spliced from 6 exons. The coding region runs from base 1 to 1395 and encodes 464 amino acids. Gene Ontology annotation, molecular function: zinc ion binding; protein binding. The record is from RefSeq and is a predicted model, not a curated record. Lineage: Eukaryota; Metazoa; Chordata; Mammalia; Didelphimorphia; Didelphidae.
AUGGCCUCUUUCUCAGAGCUGAUGCAAAACUUCCAGGAAGAACUCAUCUGUUCUGUCUGCAAAGAGUACCUCACUAACCCAAUAACCAUUGAAUGUGGCCACAAUUUUUGCCAUAGAUGCCUUUUCUGCAGCUGGCAGGCAACCUCAACCCCUUUCUCUUGUCCAGAGUGCAGGGCUGUCUCCCAGCUGAGAGAUUUUCAAGUCAAUGUGCGUCUUGGAAAACUGGUAGCCAUUGUCAAAAAGCUAAGUGCACAUUGUUUGCAGAACCCUGAAGGACAUAACAAGUGUAAGAUACAUCAGAAAACAUUCAAGCUGUUCUGCAAGGAUGAUCAGAGCCUAGUGUGUCUUGACUGUUCCGAGUCCCCAAAGCACAAGGCUCAUACACUCUAUUGCAUAAAUGAAGCUGCUGAAGACUUCAGGGAGAAACUUCAAGAAACCACAAUGGAUUUAAAGAGGAAAACUGAUAAUGUUGUAGAACGGCUGAUUGUUGAGAAUGUGAGAAUGAUACGGUGGAAGAAAGAGAUAAAGAUUCGAAAGAGAAAUGUUUCUUCAGAAUUCCAGAAACUACAUCGGUUCCUAGAUGAGAAGGAAACUGAGUAUCUAUCAGUUAUGGAGAGACACAGAAGGGCCAAUUUGAAAGUCCUGAAGAAGAGAAUGAUGAGACUGUCCCAGCAGAGUAAUGAAUUAAGGAAAAUGAUCACAGAGUUAGAGGAAGAGUACAGGAAACCACAUGGAGAUUUGCUCCAGGAUAUGCAGAAUCUGAAAGGAGUGUUAAACAGGAAUGAAUUGGUACUCCAGCAAGAAGACAUGCCUCCCAUAAAAAUAAUCGUCUGCCCCAUCCCUAGAAUCAUAGAAAUACUUUUAAAAUUCAAAGUGGAAAUAACUCUGGAUUGUAACACAGCUAGUCCAGGUCUCAUCAUCUCUGAAGACUUGAAGAGUGUGAGAUAUGGAGGUGCACAAGUCCUCAAUAACAGUGGGAUGGACAAUUUUGCCCAAGUUUUUGGUACUCAGUCUUUGAUUUCAGGACGAUACUACUGGGAGGUUGAGGCACCAAGCAACAUUGGAUGGUCUAUUGGCAUCUGUAACCCAAAUCUGCUUAAAGAAAUCUUUUUGCUUAUCGCUGCACAGAGUCACAGUGGAUACCAUCUUUAUGCCUUAGGCUUACACCACGUUUCUCGUAAAACUUAUGUGAAAUACUGCCAGAACUAUGUGUCCAAACUAACGGUGGGCAUUUUCUUUGACUGUGAACGUGGAAAGAUAUCAUUUUAUAAUGUUAAAGAAAGCUUUCUCAUUUUUACCUUUACAAUUGUUUCUUCUUCAGGACCUUUCUAUCCUAUCUUCUUCCUUUCUAAGAAAGCCAUGAUAAAUGAUUCCUCUCUUGUGAUCUGUCCCUAA